AGCCAUAACGCCCAGAGUGAGACAUUGCUAGCCAGAGCUGACCCUCCCAGAGAGGAACCCUGGACAGAACAAGCAACAACGUGACGAUGGACGAAUGCUACUGUACUCUCAGCGAUUCGCUGCUCCGUCCGCGGCACUGUCGCAUUUGUGCCAGCGAAUGAGGCAUCGUCACUUUCGGUUCGGCCAACAAUCAAAGACGUUGGCCGUGGAAACCCAACGGGCGACCGAGACCAGCAAAAUGUCUCCGUUGACGUUAGGCCGAAGGAGGCUUCGGUUCCCGGAUCCGCCAUGUCCUCGUGGCUCAAGCCUUUGGACGCACGACGUAAGAAUGCGUGUACCACAAGGAGGGGAGCGAACUUCUUGGGAGCAGAAGCCGGCGAUGCUGGUUCCGGGCAAAAGCCUCAGGUCCCCCUUCCAAGACCGGAGCCAUGCCGCUGGGCGAGUGCACCAAGUUCGCCGAAGCAAGCAAAGGAAGAGACCCGGGCUGAGUCCGGCCAGCAAAAAAAGUGAAGUAAUCCAUCCAGGCGAGACAGCGCCAGUGCUUUGGCUUGGAAUGCUCUUGCGGGACUGGUGUUUGAGUCUCCAUCAGCGACUCGUGCUAUUUUCGGCUCUCUGCUCGCCCUUGAGAUCCCUCACUUUCUUUUCUUUUUUUCCUUUCCUUCUUCCUUUCCGGCAAAUUAGCUUCAUUCGUGGGAUUACAUUACACGGCGUGUCCACGCUGCCUGAAUAGCAGCAUGUUUGCAUGCGGUUGGCUGCCCUGCGCACGCGCGAUCUGCACAUUUCCCUUGCUAUCAAAGGAUCGGGUGGCACAUGGGCGUCUAGGCCGCCCAGCCAUGUGGCCGCCAGACACAAGAGCUUCUCGCCACUCAUGACCCGAAUACUUGCAUAUAAGUCGAGCCUGCAUAACACCAUUGC
Trichoderma harzianum CBS 226.95 is the source of this 915-nucleotide messenger RNA. RefSeq lists its product as hypothetical. NCBI's taxonomy places the organism in Eukaryota, Fungi, Ascomycota, Sordariomycetes, Hypocreales, Hypocreaceae. The transcript has a single exon. The coding region runs from base 95 to 730 and encodes 211 amino acids. The record is from RefSeq and is a predicted model, not a curated record.